AUGUCCGCCUACCCGUCGCUCGCACCCUUCGUCAUGAAGCGCCCUUGGCUGCGCAACAUGCUCAAGCCCGUCGCCAGCUGGUACGCCAAUGCCGCAGGAUACCGCCAGCUCGGUCUUCGUGCCGAUGACCUGAUCAUCGAGGAGAGCGAGGAGGCAGUCAAGGCCCUCAAGCGCCUUUCUCCCCAAGAGUCCUACGACCGUGCCUACCGUAUUCGCCGCGCCAUGCAAUGCUCCUUGUCCCACCAGCUGCUGGCCAAGAAGGACUGGACAAAGCCCGAAGAGGACCUCCCAUACCUCAUCCCUAUCAUUGAGCAGAUCCGCGCCGAGGAGAAGGAGAAGGCUGCCCUCGACUCCUUAACCAUCGUCAAGAACCACUAA
Molecule: messenger RNA, 378 nt
Organism: Truncatella angustata
Lineage: Eukaryota; Fungi; Ascomycota; Sordariomycetes; Amphisphaeriales; Sporocadaceae
Product: cytochrome b-c1 complex subunit 7
Exons: 3
Coding region: 1-378 (125 amino acids)
Biological process (GO): mitochondrial electron transport, ubiquinol to cytochrome c
Source: RefSeq, a predicted model, not a curated record